This is a messenger RNA of Dinoponera quadriceps, 757 nucleotides long. It is a transcript of the gene IFT20, whose product is annotated as intraflagellar transport protein 20 homolog. The transcript is spliced from 3 exons. The coding region runs from base 90 to 482 and encodes 130 amino acids. Lineage: Eukaryota; Metazoa; Arthropoda; Insecta; Hymenoptera; Formicidae. The record is from RefSeq and is a predicted model, not a curated record. Gene Ontology annotation, biological process: intraciliary transport; centrosome localization; protein localization to cilium. Gene Ontology annotation, cellular component: Golgi apparatus; cilium; intraciliary transport particle B.
CGUGCUUUCCGUCUAAUAAAACUUGGGUGAAAUUCAAUUGCAACUUUCCCAAUAAUCAUGGUUGUGUUCAUUAGUGGCGACUUAACAAAAUGUCCGACUCGUUGGCAAAAUAUGGCAUUUACAUUGAUGAUUUAAGCAAAAUACGCGUUCUAGAGCCGGAAACGGCUAAUCAAACGAAUAAACUGAAGGAGGAAUGUGAGAAUUUCGUUUCGAAGAUCACGGAUUUUGAGAAAAAUUCGGACGACUUUAUCAAAAUAUUGGAUACUCUGGCGCGAGAAGUAGAGAAGGAAAAAAUGAAAACUAUCGGUGCACGGAAUCUAUUACGUUCCGUCGCCAAGCAAAGGGAGUCCCAAAAGCAGCAAAUGCAGGCGUUAAUUUUGGAAAAGUCCGUGGAAUUAGAACGACUACGGAUACAAUACGAGUCUUUAAAAAAGAUUGAAAUGGAGCAAUUAGAAACCAUUGAACAUUUAUCAGUGAAUUAAUUGUAACAUUCUGCUUCUCAAUUUUCUCCUUGUCAUUAAUUUACGAUUGUAUGAGUUUAUCGACACGUAAUAUUUAACAAAUUCCAUCUAUAAGUAAUUGACAUUGACCUGCAAACACUUGGAUUGGAAUUAAAAAGCGACAUAUGUAUUCUUUAGUCUCAGCUUUUCUCAACGGAGGAUUUUGUCUGUAUUAUUCUUCGACUGACGAGUGGCACAUACAUAUUUUUUUUUAAGUCAAAAUUAAUUAACUAUAAAUACACAGUCCCUUGUCAAUA